Molecule: messenger RNA, 438 nt
Organism: Leishmania mexicana MHOM/GT/2001/U1103
Lineage: Eukaryota; Euglenozoa; Kinetoplastea; Trypanosomatida; Trypanosomatidae
Exons: 1
Coding region: 1-438 (145 amino acids)
Source: RefSeq, a predicted model, not a curated record
AUGGGCAACAGCCGCUUUAGCGGCAGCAAGGAGCGGGACCGCAUUGAGCAGGAGCGUCGCCGCCGUCUUCUGUACGACGCCGCCGGCAAUCUUCAGCUCGGCGGCCUCCUGCGCAUGAUGUACGACGACUUCAAGGCGCCCGCCGCCAUCGGCCUCGGCGCGGUUGCCUUCCUAUACGGCUACAACCGACUGGUUGUGCACCUGUCCCGAGAGGAGGAGGCAGAGGGCCGGCGGCUGGACGCGCAGAGCGAGGUAACGGCCCGGCAGACGGGCAAGCUGAAGGCCGAUCGAUAUCUCGUCAAGCCGAACAGGCAGAUCGACGACCCCGACUUUCUCAACAUCCCCGCCUUUGGCGGCAGAGGCGUCAGCUCUAGUAAACUCUUGAGCGAUGAUAGCGUGAGCGGCGGGGCUCUGCAUAGCGAGCACAAGCGCAGCUGA